AUGGAGGUGACUAGAAAGAAUUUUAAAGAGAGCCUCCCUUUGAUAAGCGAGUCUAUAGAUAAGGCAGAUUUUUUAGUUAUAGAUGCUGAAUUUACGGGCCUAAUAAACGGUCGGGACGUGUCAAUAUUUGAUUCUCCCGAAGAGUACUACACAACUUUGCUCAAUGGAUCUACAGAGUUUUUACUUAUUCAGUAUGGUUUGUGCGCUUUUUAUUGGGAUGAAAAGGAAAACCAUUAUAUGAAUGACGCAUACAAUUUCUACUUAUUCCCACGCGGUCGCCCAGGGCCCGAAAAAAUGUUUCUCUGCCAGAGCUCUAGUUUAGACUUUCUGGCUUCACAGGGCUUUGAUUUCAAUAAACUUAUAAAAGAAGGUAUUUCAUAUAUGACAGAGCCAACCGAGACUAGAUUACGUGAAAUUCUUAUAGAGCGUCAGAAAUCUUAUUCAAAUGAAAAGGACACCAUUACUAUACCAGAAGAGAAUAAACAACAAAUUGAAAGUAUAUGCAAAAAAGUGCGCGACUUCCUGGAUGAGAAUAAAUCCGAUGAGAUGGAGAUAGACCGCUGCAAUGCGUUUAUUAGGCGGCUGUUAUUUCAAGAGCUUGGCACACGGUUCAAAAACGAGUUAUUUAUCGAAACCAAGAUAUUGGAGAACAAAAAUAGGAUUCUUAAGGUCACGCGGUUAAAAUCAGAGAAUGAAGGGAAGAAUAAGGAUAACCAAAAGAAGGAGAAGGAGUGGGAAGAGUUUGAAGAUGCUGUUGGCUUUUCGAAAGUAGCACGAAUGAUCAGUCAGUCAGAAAAAUUGGUGAUAGGUCACAAUAUGUUGUUAGACCUCAUACACACACUUAACCAUUUCUUUCAACCAUUACCUGCAGAUUAUACAUCUUUCAAAGAAUUCGCACAUUGCAUGUUCCCUCGGUUACUAGACACGAAAUAUAUGUCAAGCCUCCCCCCAUUCAAGGACAAAGUUAACUCUAGCGUCUUGCAGCAUUUGCUUGCGACACUGUCGGAGCCGCCGUUUUCAGUUCCUAAAGCAGAGUCGGUGGCGGGGCGCGGGUACCAGCGUGCGGACGACAAGGCGCACGAGGCGGGCUACGACGCGUACGUGACGGGGCUGUGCUUCCUGGCCAUGCACGCGCACCUGGCGCGCAUGCGCGGCGAGGUCGCGGCGCGCCUGCCCCAAGCCGAUACCGCGCCACUCAAGCCCUUCCUCAACAAGCUGUUCCUCGCCAAGACCGCGCACCAGGACUCGCCCUACAUGAACCUCAGCGGCGACGAUCCUACACCAUCAAGAGAUCAUGUAUUCCACUUGACAUUCCCAAAAGAAUGGCAGAGAAAUGACAUCAAUCAGCUGUUCAGUGCAUUUGGUCCAAUAACGAUGCAGUUCUUAGAUGACACGUCAGCGUUGGUGGCGCUUUCACGGCGGGAACAAGCGCGAACCGUAACGCGAACGUUCGCGAACAACGCACGCAUCUCUCUCGUCCCUUACGUCAAGUACAAACGGCUUAGUUCUAAGGUACAACAACAGCCCGUGGAAUGUGUACGUGAAAGGUUAUCGAGCAACGAGCUGACGUCAGCAGUGAACACAUCUGACCUUUCCAGAACGGGCCAAGGGUCAGUCCCCAAAUCGCCGAGCGGAUCCCGUACACGAUCGAACAGUGUAUCGUCUCCGUCUGCACCUCCUCCAAGAAAGAGGACUUCAUCUGGCGUAUUUCAGGUUGAUGAAACCGAACCUCCGCCCAAAAGGCCCGAACUUACUCAAUCUAAGUCGGACAAUUCAAAGAAACGGCCCGAAGCCAUCUCAAAUGGCAGGCGGAAGACAGCCGAGAGUGAGAACGAGAAGACAAGCGAGAAAAUCAAAGAGAAGAAGAAAGAAAUGGUUAUAGAGAGGUUUGACAACGAAGGCAAGUCGAAUUGUGUCUCAGCUUUCAAAGAGAGUGAUAGUUGGGAUUAA
Messenger RNA from Parnassius apollo (apollo), 1950 nucleotides. Lineage: Eukaryota; Metazoa; Arthropoda; Insecta; Lepidoptera; Papilionidae. The record is from the annotation of a GenBank genome assembly.